CGAGCUCCAGACGUCGGCGGCGGCGGUGGCGCUGAGUGUUGGGCGGGCGUCCGCGUCCGGGACGCGGGAUGGAGCGCCGCGGAUUUCAGUUUUUCUGACUGUGAUAUGAAAGGAUGAUUGCUCACAAACAGAAAAAGACAAAGAAAAAACGUGUUUUGCCACCAGGCCAGCUCUCUACUGAUGCUACAACUUCUGAAAUGGGGCUCAAGUCCGUAAGUUCCAACUCCAUUUUUGAUCCGGAUUACAUCAAGGAGUUGGUGAAAGAUAUCAGGAAGUUCUCCCAUAUGUUACUGUAUUUGAAAGAAGCUAUUCUUUCAGACUGUUUUAAAGAAGUCAUUCAUAUACGUCUGGAUGAACUUCUCCGUGUUUUAAAGUCUGUAAUGAAUAAACAUCAGAACCUCAAUUCUGUUGAUCUUCAAAAUGCUGCAGAAAUCCUUACUGCAAAAGUGAAAGCUGUGAACUUCACAGAAGUUAAUGAAGAAAACAAAAACGAUCUCUUCAAAGAAGUGUUUUCUUCCAUUGAAACCUUGGCUGUUACCUUUGGGAAUAUCCUGACAAACUUCCUUAUGGGAGAUGUAGGCAAUGAUUCAUUACUGCGACUGCCUGUUUCUCGGGAAAGUAAGUCUUUUGAAAAUGUUUCUGUGGAAUCGGUGGACUCAUCCAAUGAAAAAGGAAAUUUAUCUCCUGUAGGACUAGACACCGUGCUGUUAAAGAACACUGACUCUGUAGAAUUGGCUUUGUCAUAUGCUAAAACAUGGUCAAAAUAUACCAAGAACAUAGUUUCAUGGGUUGAAAAAAAGCUUAACUUGGAAUUGGAGUCCACUAGAAAUAUUGUCAAGUUGGCAGAGGCAACUAGAACUAACAUUGGACUGCAAGAGUUUAUGCCACUGCAGUCUCUCUUUACCAACGCUCUUCUUAAUGAUAUAGAGAGCAGUCACCUUUUACAACAAACAAUUGGAGCUCUCCAAGCCAACAAAUUUGUGCAGCCUCUACUUGGGAGGAAAAAUGAAAUGGAAAAACAAAGGAAAGAAAUAAAAGAACUUUGGAAACAGGAACAAAAUAAAAUGCUUGAAACAGAGACUGCUCUUAAAAAGGCAAAACUGUUAUGCAUGCAACGUCAAGAUGAGUAUGAAAGAGCAAAAUCUUCCAUGUUUCGAGCAGAAGAGGAGCAUCUGUGCUCAAGUGGUGGAUUAGUAAAAAAUCUCAACAAGCAGCUAGAAAAAAAACGAAGGCUGGAGGAGGAGGCUCUUCAAAAAGUAGAAGAAGCGAAUGAACUCUAUAAAGUUUGUGUGACAAAUGUUGAAGAAAGACGAAAUGAUCUAGAAAAUACCAAAAGAGAAAUUUUAACACAACUCCGGAAACUUGUUUUCCAGUGUGAUCUUACCCUUAAAGCUGUGACAGUUAACCUCUUCCAGAUGCAGCACCUGCAGGCUGCCUCCCUCGCAAGCAGUUUGCAGUCUCUCUGUGAUAGUGCCAAACUCUAUGACCCUGGCCAAGAGUACAGCGAGUUUGUCAAGGCCACAAAUUCAGCUGAAGAAGAAAAAGUUGAUGGGAGUGUAAACAAACAGUUAACAAAUAGUCCCCACGCUUCUGGAUAUGGACCUACCGACUCUUUGGAGGAUGUUGUGCGCCUUCCUGACAGUUCUAGUAAGAUUGAAGAGGACAGAUGCUCUAACAGUGCAGAUAUAACAGGUCCUUCUUUUAUAAGGUCAUGGACAUUUGGGAUGUUUAGUGACUCUGAGAGCACUGGAGGAAGCAGCGAAUCUAGAUCUCUGGAUUCAGAAUCUAUAAGUCCAGGAGACUUUCAUCGAAAGCUUCCACGAACUCCGUCCAGUGGAACCAUGUCUUCUGCAGAUGAUCUAGAUGAAAGAGAGCCACCCUCCCCUUCAGAAGCUGGACCCAAUUCCCUUGGAACGUUUAAGAAAACAUUGAUGUCAAAGGCAGCUCUCACUCACAAGUUUCGUAAAUUGAGAUCUCCCACGAAAUGUAGGGAUUGUGAAGGCAUCGUAGUAUUCCAAGGUGUUGAAUGCGAAGAGUGUCUCCUUGUUUGUCACCGAAAGUGUUUGGAAAAUUUAGUAAUCAUUUGUGGUCAUCAGAAACUUCUGGGGAAAAUACACUUAUUUGGAGCAGAAUUCACACAACUUGCAAGAAAGGAACCAGAUGGCAUCCCUUUUAUACUCAAAAUAUGUGCCUCAGAGAUCGAAAAUAGAGCCUUGUGUCUACAGGGAAUUUAUCGUGUAUGUGGAAACAAAAUAAAAACUGAAAAACUGUGUCAAGCUUUGGAAAAUGGAAUGCACUUGGUAGACAUUUCAGAAUUUAGUUCACAUGACAUCUGUGACGUCCUGAAAUUAUACCUUCGACAGCUCCCAGAACCAUUUAUUUUAUUCCGAUUGUACAAGGAAUUUAUAGACCUUGCAAAAGAGAUUCAACUUGUAAACGAAGAACAAGAGACAAAAAAGGAUAGCUCUGAGGACAAAAAAUGGCCGAAUACAUGCAUAGAAAUAAACCGAAUUCUUCUAAAAAGCAAAGACCUUCUAAGACAAUUGCCAGCAUCAAAUUUUAACAGUCUUCAUUACCUCAUAGUACAUCUUAAGCGAGUCGUAGAUCAUGCAGAAGAAAACAAGAUGAACUCCAGAAACUUGGGAGUGAUAUUUGGACCAAGUCUCGUUAGGCCAAGGCCCACAACUGCGCCUGUCACCAUCUCCUCUCUUGCUGAAUAUUCAAAUCAAGCACGGUUGGUAGAGUUCCUCAUUACUUACUCGCAGAAGAUCUUCGACGGGUCCCUACAACCACAAGAUGUAGUUGUGUAUAGUACAGGUGGUGUGACACCCCAGGUUGAUCAAGGCUGUCUUCAGAAACCUCUGUUAUCACCAGAAGAAAGAGACCCAGAACAUUCCAUGAAGUCACUAUUUUUCUCUUCAAAGGAAGAUAUCCGUACUGCAGACAGUGAAAGCAGAAUUUUUGAACGAGCUAAAUCAUUUGAGGAAUCAGAACGAAAGCAAAAUGCAUUAGAAAAAUGUGAUGCAUGUCUCAUAGACAACAAAGUGCAUUUGCUUAUAGACCAAGAGCGUGAAUCAGCAUCACAAAGGAUGCAACAUGUUUGUAAAACCUCCAAGCCACUUCCUCUGAAACCCGGGAGGGAAACAAAUAGUGUUGAGAGGCAUCUUCCAAGGACCAAGAUUAGACCUGUAAGUUUGCCUGCCGAUAGACUACUUCUUCUUGGAAGCCUUCCUAAUGAGAGAAAUGGCAGAAAUAUGGGAAAUGUAAAUUCAGACAAGUUUUGCAAGAACCCUACCUUUGAAGGAGUUAAUAGAAAAGACACCCCUACUGUUGUUUGUUACAAAUUUGAUGGCUUUGACCAGCAAACUGUACAAAAAACUGGGGAGAAACAGUAUGAACAAAGCGACCUAACUGCAAAGCCUCCAAUGACUGCGCCCAGUGCAUUCCAGGACAGAGUGACGACGAGCGUCAGGAUCAGCGGGGAGCAUCCAGUCGGUGCCACCCAGCCCAGUAAGCCGUACACGGAGCCAGUCAGGUCAGCACGACAGGUGUUGGAGAGACGGUCCUCUGACUCGUGCCCUCCUGCUCCUGUCAGAGCACCCAGAACACUGCAGCCCCAGCACUGGACGACGUUUUAUAAACCACAUGCCCCCGCUGGUAGUGGGAGAGGGGAUGAGGAGAAGCCUGCAGCAGCCUCCGCAGCCGGGCCUCCUGGCACAGCUCCCGCUCCCCAGGAGCAUGCGCUGAAAUCAGUUCCAAACUCAGAAAACGGAUCAACCUGUGCCGGGCAGCCUAAAGAGAACUCUGAGGAGCGGGACCUGCCUGACGUGCAUCCACCAUGUCAGAGACCAAGGCUAAAACGAAUGCAGCAAUUUGAAGACCUUGAAGAUGAAAUCCCACAGUUUGUGUAGGGUUGUCAAAAUUCAGCUUUUCUUUUUUUGUUGUUUUGUUUUGUGGUAUUGUGUUCGUUUUGUGAAAGAAAUUUUUGACAACAGGGCCCCUUUUGUAUAGGAUUGCCAAAUGAUGAACUUUGCUUUUUGUCAUUGUACUGUGUUAUCUUGUGUUGGUUAUACUGAAUGGUAGAAUGUUUGAUAGGGCCACAUCUGUGCCUUACUGGAAUUAUCUAUAUUUUUGAAGUUGUGAAUAAAUAGGUGGACUCAUUUUUUUUUAAAGUUCAUUGAUUUUUCCCAGAAAAUGGUUCAUUUAAAUGCAUCCCUAAUAUAUGAUAUAGUUCUUAACUAAUAGGUGCAAUUGGGGAAAAACAGCUUUAUUUUUUUGAAGUGAAACUAAGUGCUUAUUUAUAAAAGGAAUGUUUCUGAAUGCAAGUGCCCGAAAGAUCUUUGGUAUGAUCGUUUUUUUCACACAAUUUUAUACUGCAUCUUUGACCAUUUGUGCUUUUACAGUAUGUAUGUAACCUUUUAUUUUUCAAUUGGCAAUUCACUUAACUUUUUAAUAUUCACAUAAUGGCCAAAAGGCUUGCAGAUCUGUAUUUAAUUGCAUUUUAAUUAAUUGCCAGAUUUUACAUGUGGUAGUCAGUUGAAUUGCACCAAGAAAAUGCACUUAAACCUGUUUCUAAAUUAUAUAGUUCAGUUACGUCUUAUUUGGCUUUAGAUGGUUUUAAUACAUUUUAUAGUUUUUCACCUCUUGACUUUGUUCUGCAUAAACUUUUGUUGUUCAACAGUUCUGAACCUUUUGGUAUUUUAUAUAAUGGUCCAAAAAAUGUUUUAAAAUUCAAUGCAUUUCCUCUUGAUAUUGUCUCGGGUUUUUUUUAAACCAUUCCUUUUGUAUAAAAUGUUUUCACUUGUGAAUAAUUUUAUGUACUUUUUCUACCUGAACUUUUAACCAUUGACAAUGUAUGUUUCAUCUGAAUCGUGCAAAGAUUUAUUUAAGUUGAUUCUAAGAGUAUAGUUCAAUAAGCCUCAUUGUUUGGAAUUUGAGAGAAGGUGUAGAUGAUUGAAUAUAUUUCAUUUAUCAAAUUCCCAUUUUUUAGAACUAGUACAAUUCUCUUAUUUUAUGGGUUUUGUCAUUUUGCCUAAAAUAGGAUAUAAAGGGACAAAAAAAUAAAAUAGCCUCUUUUGUAUGUGUGAAUUCUAUUUGUAGUAUAUACUUUUAUAUGACCAUGUUAUAGCCCCUUGAUAAAAAAAUAUAUAUAUAUAACCUGUUAAA
This is a messenger RNA of Ceratotherium simum simum (southern white rhinoceros), 5166 nucleotides long. RefSeq names its product Rho GTPase activating protein 29 (gene ARHGAP29). The record is from RefSeq and is a predicted model, not a curated record. Lineage: Eukaryota; Metazoa; Chordata; Mammalia; Perissodactyla; Rhinocerotidae. Gene Ontology annotation, biological process: signal transduction; activation of GTPase activity. Gene Ontology annotation, molecular function: GTPase activator activity. Gene Ontology annotation, cellular component: cytoplasm.